AUGCCAGCUGCGCGACAUUGCCGAACAAUUGACCUAGGGAUGAAGCUGUCAUCCUUCCUUUCAGCUCCCCCGCUCCAUGACACAGACGCUAUGGAUAAAUUCACCGAUUUGGAACUCAACCGUUUGAUACUCCAAGAACCCCCGCUCGCCAGAAAGGACAAGGACAAGCUCGGCUACAUCUUGUCCCUGAUUUUCCAGUCGUGCACGGUUGAAGUUCCCAACGCGAAAGAUCUUGCUAUUCCGUUGAGGAAAUUACCUUCCAAUGCCGGGCUCGAUCACCUAGAAACCUUCACUCUGAAGCCAGGUGGAGAUCCGAUGGUGCACCUGUAUGAUAGCGCAAAACGUCAAUGGAAUUGGCCACUUUCAAAACAGCGUAAACGUGAAAAAAGCGACUUGGUUCAGGGAGGAGGGAGUAGCAUGGGUGAGAAGUCAGGAGAUUGGGUAUUGAUCGAUGAAGCAACCCAAUCUCAGUUGUCCUCUGGGAGUCUAGGUGUCCCAUCCACCAGUGAACUUACCGCGAGCAAGUUGCCAUUCGCCGAUGGGGACCUAUUCGCUGAUGAGGGGCCAGAAGUUGGAGAGGAGUCAGAGGUUGAGGAGGGGUCGGAAGUUGGGGAAAUGGAGGAGGACUCACUCGAAGCGCCCUCGAUUAAAGCCGAGGAUCCAUCAACAACGGAACAAAUUUUCUCGUCGUUCUUUAACAUCAUUUCUGUUGCUCUCAUCGCAUCGCAGCCUAAACUCGCUCGGGCACACGACUUAUCACGCACCUGGAGUGCAGCAAACUCAUCUCGCCCAGUACCCGGUGAAGAAAUUCCACGGAAACCAGAUCUUACCUUGCUGGAUGAUGUUGAGGCUAGCACAUACCAACCUUCAAGCACCCUUGCGAAGACUCUCGACACCAAAGCUUACCUUCUUCUGAAGCACCAACCCUGGAGACGGUUCGCAUUAUUGAUAUCGGUGUGCAAUAGCUAUCGCGAUCUUCGCGUUCACGUGUACGACCAUUCGGGGGGUGUCGUGAGCCCUUGCACUAGCAUCCAAAAGGAGCCUAACAAAUUCUUGCGCAUCUUGUCGUGCAUCGUCUUCGGCAAUCUAACAUGCAUCGGAUCGAAAGUUCCUCUGACACACCCUCCCACCCCCCGCGAGAUCGAGAGCACGCCCUAUAACGAGAUUGAGAGCGCACCCUCCUGCAACGAGAUUGAGAGCGCAUCCUCCUGCAACGAGAUCGAGAGCACAUCUUCUCAGAUCGGCAACCCCCUCUCUGAGGAGGGCACAGAGCGCGCUGAGGGUGACUCCGCUGAAGACGACUUCGUCGUGGAGCUCCCUAUAGAAAUCCCUCAAGAUCCUACAGUCCACGAACCUCUACCACGGCCGAUCGGAAAAAUACGUGUCAAGGACCACUACUACGAUAUCUUGGAAAUUCUUUUUUCCAGACAGGGUCUUGUGGGUCGCGGCACCGUUUGCUAUCUGGCCAGGAAGGACGGGGAGGAGUUUAUUAUCAAGGAUUACUGGGCCAUGGGGGGAGAUGAAGAAGCCUUGAAUGAGAUCCACAUGAUGGAGAAGAUGAGCGGUGUCCUGCGGUGUCCCCAAGCUUGUCGAAUAUUGGCUUGUCGAAAUUAUCGGUUCAACCCCGCGCGCGAACCUUUGCAUAAAUUCCGCACAAAGUUAGAGUUGUUGACGUCGAUACGAGAUAUUGUGCAGAUUCAGAAGGAAGCGGUGGAACAGCGCAAGGUCCUCCACCGUGAUUGCAGUCUGAACAACUCCAUGAUUGAGGACGAUGGUAACGGCUCCCAAGGAAUGCUGAUAGAUUGGGAGUUUGCGGUGAAAAUCGCCAAAAAUGAGACCUACACUGUUGGGGGCACCGGCACAUUACCUUUCAUGUCCCGAGCACUUCUCUUCCAGCUUCACCUCAAGAGUCCAGGUGACAUGGUGGCGCACAAGGGAGCCUCGAGUUCGAAACCAUACCCAGCCCCCCUGAUCAAGCACAGCUACCAGGAUGACCUCGAGUCCGUGUUCUACGUGUUCAUCUGGAUUUUGAUCGAAUUUAGAGGUCCCCUUGGCAUGAAGCGCAUUCUGGACAAGAGUUGCACUUGGAUACCGCAUGAAUGGUCCGCGUCCAAGUUCAAGGCGUGCUGUGAUAGUAAAACAUCGUUCUUUUUUACGAAGAACACUACUGCCAAGGAACUCACCAACCAGAUCCACCCGUACUUCAAAAACCUCCUUCCCGUUGCAUUGGAGUGGCAUCAUCUGAUAAGAGACCCGAAGAACGUAGGUUUCGACGACAUGAUUUCGAUGUUGAAUAGACAUAUCGCGACAUUUCCAACCAACGAGUUGUCGCCUCAGCUCCUGGUCUCAACGUGGUUGCUCAAGGCACUCAACAAGGCUGACUCGGAGGCUUCAAGCAGUGGCGAGGAAGGGGAAUCUGAAUCACGGUUAGUUGCUGAGCCCAUGGUGCGCAACAAAAACAAACGGGUUAUUGAUUAUCAAUGGACGAUGGAAGCUGUGCCCAAGCCGAAAAGGAGCAAGACUGGAUAGGGACUCGCACACAUAUACAUGUAUCAUUUACAUUUACAUUGGUCAUUCGAGUCACGUGAUAUAACAUGCACUUCCGAAAAACGUAGCACUGACU
Molecule: messenger RNA, 2623 nt
Organism: Suillus clintonianus
Lineage: Eukaryota; Fungi; Basidiomycota; Agaricomycetes; Boletales; Suillaceae
Exons: 7
Coding region: 1-2529 (842 amino acids)
Source: RefSeq, a predicted model, not a curated record